Molecule: messenger RNA, 3296 nt
Organism: Apis laboriosa (Himalayan honeybee)
Lineage: Eukaryota; Metazoa; Arthropoda; Insecta; Hymenoptera; Apidae
Gene: Amph
Product: amphiphysin
Exons: 9
Coding region: 122-1351 (409 amino acids)
Cellular component (GO): plasma membrane; cytoplasm
Molecular function (GO): phospholipid binding; protein binding
Source: RefSeq, a predicted model, not a curated record
CUUCCGUUCGUGCGUUUUGGUUGUGAUUCGUUGUGAAAGAGAGUCGGUUAAGCUUAGAAGUUGAAAUUGUGUUUUGCGGAGAGAAGUUAUAAGUCAUCGCCUUUCGAAUAAUUUGAAGAAAAUGGCUGAAAGUAAGGGUGCAUUGAUUGCGAAGACAGUGCAAAAACAUGCAGGCAGAGCAAAAGAGAAGUUUCUUCAAAAUUUGGGCAAAGUGGAUAGAACCGCAGAUGACAUAUUCGACGAACAUUUGCAGAAUUUCAUGAGACAACAAAAUGCCGCGAAUAGGUUGCAAAAAGAGUUCAACAAUUACAUCAGGUGUGUUCGAGCGGUGCAAGCAGCGUCUAAAACUCUCAUGGAUUCUUUAAACGAAAUUUACGAAAGUCAAUGGACUGGCCAUGAUCUUUUAUAUGUGCAAGCUCAAAAUCUCGAUAUGUUGUGGCAAGAUUUUACUCACAAACUUGCGGAUCAAGUUCUCGUGCCUCUCAACACAUAUCAGAGCCAAUUUCCAGAAAUGAGGAAAAAAAUUGACAAACGUGGACGGAAGUUGGUAGAUUAUGACAGUCAAAGACAUAAUUUCCAAUCACUACAAUGUAAUCCAAGGAAACGGGAUGAACUCAAAGUUUCUCGAGGAAAAGAAUUAUUGGAAGAAGCUAAGCGUACAUAUGAACAACUUAAUUCCGAACUUCAUGAUGAACUACCUGCCUUAUAUGAUUCACGUGUUCUUUUUCUUGUUACUAAUUUGCAAACAUUGUUUGCUGCUGAACAAGUAUUUCACACUGAAAGUGCUAAGGUAUAUUCUGAGUUAGAAGCAAUCGUCGAUAAACUUGCUAACGAAAGCCAGAGAGGAUCAUAUACACUGAAGAAGAAUACAGAACCUCAGUCUCCAAAAUCACCUAACGCCAAUUCUGCUUUAAUAAUCAAUACACAACCAGCUCAGAAUAACAUUUCACCAGCCGUGGAUGAUUCUGCUCCAGCAGCAAGAAACACAUCACCGACUACUCAAUUAAAUGGCAAUGCUAACAGCAAUGCUAACAGCAAUGAUAAUUCUCUCAAUAAUCAGGAUGCAUCUCCGCAAAACACAGUUACGGCCUCUAAGCGAGUAGAAGAGUUGUAUGAUAUUCCUGUUGGGGCAACGACUGACAACUUGCCACCUGGGGUUUUAUACAGAGUCAAGGCUACUUACAAAUAUAGACGCGAAGAUGUGGAUGAAUUGUCAUUUGAUGUCGGUGAUAUUAUUCGUGUAGUAGAAUAUGAUGAUCCAGAAGAACAGGAACAAGGUUGGUUAAUGGGUAUCAAAGAAGGUACGAAUGAAAAGGGUAUGUUUCCAGCGAAUUUCACGAAACCACUGUGAAAGCUUUAUUAAAUUCGUCUAUUACACUCCAAUGCUCACUAAAACGGCGUAUUCUAUUUUAAGAAUAGUUACAAGAUUAAAAGUGAGAAUCACACAGUCAUCUGAGAUAUUAUAUAUAUAUAUAAAAAAAAAAAAUAAUUAAUAUUAAUAACAAUGAGGGGCAAUGGGAAGGAGAAAGGGGUGUGAUAAGAUAGUUAUGCUGGAGGUACUGUGGAAAAUUAAACACCCCAAAGUGCCUUAACCCAGCCACUGUCUGUGCCAACAUUCAUUGUUUAUAAUAUGGGAUUAUUCUCCCUGUAUCCAAUGUACGAAUACACAUCAUUAAUAAUCAAAUGAAAUAUUUAAGUAAUUAAAUAAUAUAUUGUAAUACAUCAUGCAGUACUAUAAUAUAAAUCUUAUAUAUUAAAUUAAUAUUAUUUUAUGAAAUUGUACAUAGAAUUAUACAUUUUAAGAAUAUUUUAUGAAAUAACUUUGUGGCUACUGAAAUUAUUAGUAAGAGCUAAUGUAAUGUUUAAAAUAUUAUAAUGUUUUCUUUUGGCAGAGAAUCAUCAAAUCUUAAAAAUUUAAUUACCUAUUUGCAUUAAGAUUUUGUUUAUUGAAAAAAAAAUUAAAACGAAAGUUAAAUUAAAAUGUUAACAUAAAUGACAAAUGCCAAAUUUUCAACAACAAAUUUUCGAUAAUAUGUGUAUAAUGAAACAUACAAUUAAUACAUCCCUAGUUUGAUACUUUGUUAAAUGCAAUAUGUUAAAAUAUUUAAAUAAUAAGAGAGAACAACAGAAUUUUCUAUAUAAUUCUAUUGACAAGAGUAUUAUAUAUUCAAUUAAUAAUAUAUACAUAUUUGAAGAUUUGUGUUUCUAAAAUUUUAUUUAUAUUUUUUAAUAAUAUGUAUACAUUAUAUUUAUUCAGUGACUAAUUCAAUGAUAUUUUUCCAGUAUACGUAUAGAAAAUAGGAUGGUGGUGAUUAAUUAAAUUAUUACUGCCUUUACUAUAACAAGAAUAGAAUUAAUAUCAAUCAAGAUAAACAAUUUGUAGUGUUAAUUAAUACUCGUUAAAUAGAUUUAUUAAGAAAAUUUUACAUAAAAAUUAGUAUUACGAUAAUAGACGAUUAUAAAAUAGUACAAGGAGACUAUUGAUUUCAGCUUCCAUUAAGUUGUGUGUCCUUUUAUUUUAUUGUAAUGAUCUAAGAUACAGAACAUAAGAAAGUUGGAUUGUUUAUAAAUGAAAAGUUUUAUGGUUGAACGAUUGAUCCAUUGUCACACUAACUAUUAACCCCAUGUACAAAUCGAAAUUGUAGGUUAAUUAAAGUGUGAAACAUUGCAAGUGCAUGAUUAAAAAAAUAUAUUGAUUAUAUGUUACAAUUAUGUAAUUAUGAUAAUGAUAGUGAACAGACUAAUAUAUGUUUGAUAUAUGGAUUAAUAUUUAUAUUCUAUGAAGUGGACCAACAGAAAAAUAUAUGAAAAAAUAAAAAAAAAUUUUAAUAAUAAUAAUAAUAAACCAAUAAUCAUCAAUGUAUUCUGUUUUUAACUAAACGUAACUAGUCUAGUAAUUAGACUAGUAAUUCGUGCAAAAGUUCCAUGAAUUUUCAAUUCAUAUCAAAAAUAUAUAUAUAAUAAAUUUAAUAUACAAAAAAAUAAUAACAAUAAUUUUAUGAUACAACACAUCAUGCUUCACUAUUUUUACAGUUAAUUUAUUAUAUAAUUUGAAUAAAUACAUAAGUACAUUCCAUUCAAUUAUUGAUAAAUAAAUAAUUGUUAACAUAACAAUUGUUGAUAAAUAAUAAUUGUUAAAAUUUUAUUUCAAUAAUCAAUAUAAAAUUUAAACAUAAUUUGUUUCAUUGGGUUUGAUAUAUGUAUUUGUUAUAUUACACUACAAUUAAUACUUACAUAACUUAAAAGUGAAGUAUGAAAAGUGUUUAUUUUAAAUUAUUUUAUUUCGUUCUUAUAUA